AAAAAAGAAUAAUAAUUUAAAUGAAAGUUGGAAAGCAAAAUUCAGAUACGUGACGAGGACGAAGUCUCCGCUUUUUAAACAUCACUGAAUAUCGGAAAUGGAAACAACGCGCCCACGCGCCACCGAACACACCGGCGGAAACAUAACAAUAGACCUCCCAAUCGGCGAAAUCGUCGGCGCUAACUUCGACCUUGGAAACGCGGUAUGCAGUCACGGCCUCUUCAUGAUGGCUCCCAACAAGUGGGACCCACACUCAAAAACCCUAGCGCGUCCAUUGCGUCUCAAUAGCGAUGGAGAUUACGAUUCUCCGUCGGUGAAUGUGCAGAUAUCACACCCUGAGGAUACUCCCAGUGCACUUCGUCUCCGUGUUUUCGAUGUCGAGUUCCUGUCGAAUAAUCAGAAACAAUCACUUAUGGAUCAAGUGAGGCGAAUGCUGCGAUUGAGUAAAGAAGAGGAGCAGAAUGUGAGGGAAUUCCAGGAGAUGUAUAUCGAGGCAAAGAAGAAGGGCUUUGGGAGAUUGUUUAGGUCUCCGACGUUGUUUGAAGAUAUGGUUAAGUGCAUACUUCUAUGCAACUGCCAGUGGUCAAGGACUUUGAGCAUGGCUAGAGCAUUAUGUGAACUUCAGAUGGAACUUAAGUCUCCUCUAUUAGGUUCUCCAGUUUGUGAAGCUAAUAAUUGUUCAGCAUCUAGGAACCGAGUAGCUGAUAUUGACCAAUUUCUUCCAAAGACGCCUGUCGGAAAAGAGGUAAAGAGAAGGAAUGGAACUCGAAAGGAUUCUUCACUUUCUGCAAUCAGCAACGCAGAGGUUGAAAAAGAUGUUUCCGUCAAUAUAGACUGUGCUGAAAUUUCAGGAUUUCAUAGGCUAGAUAAACAAGGCACAAGCUUCCAUAUGAGAACAGAUAAGAACAUUUAUAUGCCAUUUGAUGAUUCUUCUACUUUAGCUGAAUCAGCCGGAGUUAAUUUAAACUUGAUCUCUGAUGCUAAUUCAUCAGAAAUAGCCCAUGAUUACUCGAGUAAUUAUAUUGGAAAUUUUCCUAGUCCAGCAGAGUUAGUAAGCAUUGAUGAAAAUAUCUUGGCAAAUCGCUGCAAGCUUGGUUACAGAGCAAAACGCAUAAUUAGUCUUGCUCGAACUAUCGUUGAAGGAAGGAUUCAACCUAAACAACUGGAGCAAGCCUGCAGCAGACCAAGCGUAUCCAUAUACAAUAAGCUUGCUGACCAGCUGAAAGAAAUUGAGGGAUUCGGUCCAUAUACAUGUGCCAACGUGCUCAUGUGCAUGGGGUUUUACCAUGUGAUCCCAUCUGAUUCCGAAACUAUUAGGCAUAUUAAACAGGUUCACAAGAGAAAUUCUGACAUUCGAACAAUUGGACAAGAUGUUGAAGUGAUUUAUGGAAAAUUUGCACCAUUUCAGUACUUGGUAUAUUGGUCGGAAGUGUGGUCCUUCUACGAGGAAAGGUUUGGAAGGCUGAGACAAAUGAUUUAUUCUGACUAUAAACUUAUAACUGCCACUAAUUUGAUACCGAAAACCCCUGCCAAACAGAAGAAAAAUAAGCGAAUUAAGCUGACGUAAUGUGAAAGUGUCAUUGUCUGGGUGAGCACACACGUGUUAUUUCUUGCCUUUUUGCUCUUAGCCCAGUUACAUAAUCUCCAUGUAUGGAUUACCUACAAUAAGAAUACAAGUUCGGACAAUGUAAUUUGUGUUGAAUAUUUUUAAGUGUGCCUUCUGUGGAUAGUCGCAUGUUAGUUACUUACACAUAAUCUGUUUAGCAAAAUGUUCAUGAUUCAGUGAAUAGUUGAUGUGGCCAAGUGUGUUUGAGUUAUAAAAAUGACCUGACCCAUUGUGGCCAGAGAA
This is a messenger RNA of Daucus carota subsp. sativus, 1849 nucleotides long. RefSeq lists its product as uncharacterized. Gene Ontology annotation, cellular component: nucleus. Gene Ontology annotation, molecular function: 8-oxo-7,8-dihydroguanine DNA N-glycosylase activity. The record is from RefSeq and is a predicted model, not a curated record. The transcript is spliced from 5 exons. Gene Ontology annotation, biological process: base-excision repair, AP site formation; DNA repair. NCBI's taxonomy places the organism in Eukaryota, Viridiplantae, Streptophyta, Magnoliopsida, Apiales, Apiaceae. Bases 98 to 1567 code for a protein of 489 amino acids.